GGAAAAAAAAAAAAAGCCAGAAAAGGAACUCCAGUCCACGUUCAAUUUGUAAUAUAGCUCACACCAACAAAAAAUUGACUGAAGCGGUGUCGGCGCGGCGGCCGGAAGGAGUAUGAGGAUCAUGGAAUGGGCGGCGAGGAGAGAUCACCUGGGUGGAGUUCCCCGGAAGAUAAUUUUCACGGCGGUCGGAGCAUUUGCAAAAUCGGUGGCCAAUCUGCUCAACACCACCACCGUCUACAACGCCGAAACCCUCCUCCACCUCGUCCGCCACCGCCCGCCCGCCGUCCCUCUUAUCACCGUCAGCAAUCACAUGUCCACUUUGGAUGACCCAUUGAUGUGGGGAUUCAAGGGUUUCCCCAUAGCUGAUGCAGAUUUAGGAAGAUGGGUACUUGCAGCUGAAGAUAUAUGCUUCAAAAAUCCUUUAUACUCCUAUUGUUUUCGGCUUGGGAAAUGUAUUCCAAUAACGAGAGGUGGUGGAAUCUAUCAGCCGCAUAUGGAUGAGGCUCUUGAGCGCUUGGCUGAUGGAGCUUGGGAGUGUGAUGUGGUAGGUUUGCAAAGAUUAGGCCACCAAUUAAUCAGACAAAAGCUUUUCAAUAAUGGUGAAGAAUGUAGCAGAAGGUGCAACAACAACAACAACAACAACAUACCCAGGAUAUUCCCAACAGGUUGGGGUCUGGGGGGUCAGUUGUACGCAGACCUUACCCUUGUUAUGCCAGAGAAAUUUAUGUUCGGUAAAAAGCCUCCCGUUCCUUUGUGUAAGAAAGACAUAAGUAUACUCAUUGGCGAACCACUUUCAUUUGACGUCAAUAAACUGAAACAGAAAGCCAUAAAAAUGUCAAGGGAUUUAUCAUACCCUCAUCAGGGGUGGCCCACAACCAUUUGCGGGCUGGAUGAGGCAGCCCAAAGAUAUCUGUACGCCUCAAUAUCGGAACAAAUACGAGGAGCCAUGGAAAGGUUGCGCGCAAUGGUAACAAAUCGUAUUUGA
Molecule: messenger RNA, 985 nt
Organism: Striga asiatica
Lineage: Eukaryota; Viridiplantae; Streptophyta; Magnoliopsida; Lamiales; Orobanchaceae
Source: the annotation of a GenBank genome assembly